AUGAGAGUCAUUGGAAGAGGGAUUGUGAAAAAUAAGAAAAAGUCCUUUGGUGCCAAUGGACGCGUAUUGGACAAAGUAGUCAUCCCAGCCUGGAGAAUAAGAAUUGAAGAACUUAUCGCAAAGGCUAGGGCCCUCAUCGGCAGACUGAUAUGCUUCAGGUCAGGCAAUACCAGGCCAAGGAUUGUGCGCACCGUCAGGAUGGCGUUUGCUGGGACAAAUGUUAGUUUGUCCCAGCCGGAUAUAAUGCAAAAACUGACGGAGCGCAUAGACGACCUGAAGCAAAGAAUAGCUGCUUGGGGAAAGCGGAUUCGGCGAUAUACCGAGAGGUCGACACGGUUCAACCAGAAUCGUCUCUUCCAGAGUGAUCAGAAGAGGCUCUAUAAAUCAUUGGAGCGACCAAUAGUAAGUGGAACGGGCCCUGCACCAAAUCAGGCCGACAUGGUCGCAUUCUGGCGCAGCCUGUGGUCAGAGCCCGUAAACCACAACGAGGGCCCUUGGACGGAAGUUGUGGCGAGUCAGUGUGCGAGUAUUACGCCCAUGGACCCCGUCAUCAUAACGCCGGAUGACGUAGCUGAGGCGGUCCGUAGGGCCCCGAACUGGAAAAGUCCGGGGCUUGACGGGCUGCAUCACUACUGGCUGAAGGGGUUCAUGUACAACUCGGUACCGAACUGUAAGGACAGACAGCUGGACCUGGUGUUGAGCGCGUGCAGCGAUGUGCGCGUGACGGGGGCUGACGAGGCGCUGACCAGCCGCCGCUCGCCAUGA
Parnassius apollo (apollo) is the source of this 765-nucleotide messenger RNA. NCBI's taxonomy places the organism in Eukaryota, Metazoa, Arthropoda, Insecta, Lepidoptera, Papilionidae. The record is from the annotation of a GenBank genome assembly.